Messenger RNA from Penicillium lagena, 783 nucleotides. RefSeq lists its product as uncharacterized. Bases 1 to 783 code for a protein of 260 amino acids. The transcript has a single exon. The record is from RefSeq and is a predicted model, not a curated record. Lineage: Eukaryota; Fungi; Ascomycota; Eurotiomycetes; Eurotiales; Aspergillaceae.
AUGUGGAAAGAUCGCCUCAUACGCCACAUACUUUCAUUUCAGCAACGCUUUUCGUUCAGGGACAAUAGAGUUCCCGUCGCAGCUGCGGUCGGCAUUGCCACAGGCUCAUUGGUGGCCGGCAUGUGGGUGGUUCGCGAUUAUCAACGUUGGCGGUCCUUUGGCGUCGGCGGGAGCCCGCCUAAUCCAUUCGGCUACUCUCGAAGCUUGCUUCUUGGCCUCAUCAACAAGAUUACAUUCUACAAUACUCGAGAUACUUCGUCACUCUCUGCAACAAACUCCCCGAGACUGAUACCGGAUGACGAACUGCCGACACGACAAGGACCAGCUGUCCGGAUCCUUUUCCCGCCUUUGCCUCAUCGGCAGGCUCCUGAAGAGCUGUCUAGUAAUCUCCAGGACAAACUCCACGCCUUGAUCCCCACCCUGGGAUCGUCGCGUCCUGACCUUUUUGAGAUCCGAACUAGUCAAACCGAAGGAGGCACUACAUCCGCACUCUAUGCUCGUGCUGACAAUCCCAAACUGAAUCCUGUUGCCAAAAAGCCGGUUUUUACAUUAGAUAAAGAGAUUGCACAUGUCCAUCCGCAAGAUAACUCUCUACAUGUGUGGUUAAGUGAGGCGGACGCAAAGGCGAUUAUCGAAAAGGGCUGGGGUGAACGAUUCGUGGUUAGCCUUGCGCCAAAGGGGUUCGUUAUGGUGUAUGCCCCCAGGAACGAGGAUGAGUUGAGGACAGUGGAAUGUAUUGUGAACGGGGCAGCAAAGUGGAUUUCCGGUGCCUAUGGCCUGUAG